This is a messenger RNA of Liolophura sinensis, 2232 nucleotides long. RefSeq names its product serine/threonine/tyrosine-interacting protein A-like. Lineage: Eukaryota; Metazoa; Mollusca; Polyplacophora; Chitonida; Chitonidae. Gene Ontology annotation, cellular component: cytoplasm; nucleoplasm. The record is from RefSeq and is a predicted model, not a curated record. Gene Ontology annotation, molecular function: F-box domain binding. Bases 333 to 956 code for a protein of 207 amino acids. Gene Ontology annotation, biological process: protein dephosphorylation; negative regulation of protein binding; regulation of ERK1 and ERK2 cascade. The transcript is spliced from 9 exons.
GUCCGAUGACUGGUAACUGUACGAAUCAAAGCAGCCUAUUUUUUGUGGCAGAGGUCAAACUUGUUCCAAGCGCGAUAAAGCAGAAUACAUGCGGGGAAAUAAAGUAUCUGUAGGAGGGCGAAACUGAUAACGUUACUGAUAGAGAGAUUUACAGUGUUUUAUGACAAGAUGAUCUGUCUGACUGUAUCGUCCCGAUGGUCAUUUAUUGUGUCGAGAUGUCCGGUUAAAUGAUGGUGUGUUACAGGGGAAGAUCAAAGCCUUCAUUGUCUUGUUCACAAUGAAGGGUGCAACAACAACAACAACAGCUAUUGUUGACAAGUCGCAGCCUUACGAUGAAUUUUAACUUCCCGCCAGUGCCGAAUGAAGGAGAAGUGCCCGGGGACUGGGCUUAUGCAAUGAGAAGAGAUAUGCAGGAAAUUCUUCCUGGGUUGUACCUAGGCCCUUACGCUGCUGCUAUGAGGUCGAAGCUGAGUGUAUUAGAGGAGAAAAGGAUAACUCAUAUUGUUUGUAUCAGACAUGCAGUGGAGGCAAACUUUGUCAAACCCAACUUCAUCAACAAAUUUCAAUACUUGGUCAUUGACAUUUCUGACUCAGUAACAGAGAACAUCAUUCAACAUUUCCCAAAGGUGAAGGGUUUCCUUGAUGAAUGUUUGCAGUCAGGAGGCAGGGCCUUAGUCCAUGGUAAUGCAGGUAUUUCUCGCAGUGCUGCUCUGGUGAUUGCCUACAUUAUGGAGAAGUAUGGACUCUGCUACAAAGAUGCUUUUGGGUAUGUACAGCAGAGGAGAUUCUGCAUCAACCCAAAUGAGGGAUUUGCCCACCAGCUUACGGAGUAUGAACCCAUCUACAAGGCCAAGUUAAGUUUACAGAAUGGACAGAGAUCAGCAGACACUGGAAUGUUGAAGAGGAAGUUAACAGAGGACCAUGAAGAGGAUGGGUGUUCUUGGAUGGAUACAUAAACACUGCCAGAGCUAUUCCCUUUUAUUAUUGUGGUGCUCACCUGUUCUUAAAGGCAACAAAUGUCAACAGUUUAUGUGGACAUCACAAAUAUUCCUGUGACUCACUUCUCUUAGAAACCUGAGAUCUCCACUGGUUUAGCCACAUAUUCGUGCCUACCCUGAUGGGCUUUUUUUUUUGGAAGGGCUUUUACAUAUUGUUGCCAGAUGGAGUCAGCUGUGAGUGAGUGUUUUCAGAAGAAGAUUCCUGACAAGCCUAGGUGUCGGACAGCUUAAUACAGGGGACCUAAUCCUAUUUGGAACUGUUGAUACCUCACAGAAGAACUUUAAUUAACCUCUUGUCGAUCUUCAUCUUUGUGAAAAUCUACUGCAUAGGCCUUCACCAUGAGAAACCAUUGAUAAAAGUGACUGGAGCCUCCUUGGUGAAUUUUAUGAUUAUCAUGUAUUAUAGUUUACAAAGGUGACCAAGUUGUGGUGCACGGUGAAUACACGCACAUUUGACCAGCCUGAGGAACAUUUGACCACCUGACCACUCAAGACUUGGUUGCGCAGGCUCAAGACACAGUGCAGAUGUAUGCAACUGCAAUUAACACCUGGAGAGUCUAAAGUCACCUGCAGCUUAAAACUUGUCCUGUAAAUAAUUACUUGAAAAGGUAUUUUCCAGUCUUUUUUUUUGGGGGGGGGGGGGGUUCUAUGAGCGUAGUUGUCUGCCUUGUAGUGUUAACUUCUUGUCUGCCAAAGCAGCCUGAUAUGGCCUACAAUGUAUGUGUCAGUGUUUGGAGUGUAAUACAUGUACAGUUAUAGCCGUUGAUUGAUGUUUGAACAAUCAUGAAAUAUAUACUUCAGUAAAACUUUAAGGGUAAAUAGUAUAUAUGUGUAGCCAUAGAAGGUUCACAUGUUGACAGGUCAAAACAGCACUUAUAGUAGCCUACUUGCAAGUCCUGGGUGUCAGAAGAAUGGGCAAUCCUGGAAGCCCAAAUCCUGGAAGGAGAGUAUCAUCUAAAUUGUAGAUUGAUGGUCUCCUUUGGGAGGCAGUGUUAUAUCCUCUUAACUGAAAACUGAAGCAGUUUUAUAUUCUCAAACCUGCAACCAUAAAAACUACAGUUUAUGUGUACAUUUAUGUCUUCAUAAUGGAAAAAUGACCUUCAUGGCCGAGGAGUUGGCAUGCUAGCGCAGCACAGUGGCUCAAAGGUUCCUCACCAAUGGAACUGUUAAUGUACACAAAAGGGGGUUAUGGUGAGGGACACCAUGUGUUUGGAGCUGCCUACGAUUGUCACAA